Drosophila persimilis is the source of this 1069-nucleotide messenger RNA. RefSeq names its product replication factor C subunit 5 (gene RfC3). The record is from RefSeq and is a predicted model, not a curated record. Gene Ontology annotation, molecular function: ATP binding; DNA clamp loader activity; ATP hydrolysis activity. Gene Ontology annotation, biological process: DNA-templated DNA replication; DNA repair. The coding region runs from base 7 to 1008 and encodes 333 amino acids. The transcript has 6 exons. Gene Ontology annotation, cellular component: DNA replication factor C complex; nucleus. NCBI's taxonomy places the organism in Eukaryota, Metazoa, Arthropoda, Insecta, Diptera, Drosophilidae.
CAAGCAAUGUGUGAUAAUAACGAAACUGCUUUGCGCAAGCCAUGGGUUGAGAAAUAUCGCCCAUAUUCAUUAGAUGACCUUAUAUCUCAUGACGAAAUAAUUUUAACAAUCAAUCGCUUCAUUAGUCAGAAGCAGCUUCCCCAUUUACUUUAUUAUGGACCACCGGGGACUGGUAAAACAAGCACCAUAUUGGCGUGUGCCCGACAACUUUACCCGCCGGCGCUCUUUAAGUCCAUGGUACUAGAGCUUAAUGCUUCCGAUGAUAGGGGUAUUGGAAUUGUACGUGGCCAAAUCCUUAACUUUGCAUCUACGCGAACAAUUUUCUGCGAUACUUUUAAACUUAUUAUAUUAGAUGAGGCAGACGCCAUGACUAACGACGCUCAAAACGCUUUACGACGCAUCAUUGAAAAGUAUACGGACAACGUCCGUUUUUGUAUAAUUUGCAAUUAUCUAAGCAAAAUAAUCCCGGCGCUACAAUCGCGAUGCACCCGUUUUCGUUUUGCGCCGUUGUCUCCUGAUAAAAUGAUACCUAGGUUGGAACAAAUUGUUCAGUCGGAAGAUAUAAAGAUUACAGAAAAUGGAAAGAAGGCACUGCUUACUCUUUCAAAAGGCGAUAUGCGAAAGGUACUGAACGUUUUACAAAGCACUGCUAUGGCAUUUGAUGUGGUCAACGAAGAUAAUGUGUACAUGUGUGCUGGCUAUCCUUUACGGCAAGAUAUUGAAAACAUAUUGAAGGCGUUGCUUUCGGGGCACAACUUUGAGGUGUCAUUUCAAAAUGUUGACGUUGCCAAGAGCGCUAGAGGUCUAGCGCUCGAAGACAUAAUCACGGAGUUGCAUUUAAUUGUAAUGAGACUUGAAUUUCCGAUUUCGGUAAUGAAUGAAUUGGUGGUGAAGCUUGCACACAUCGAAGAACGUUUAACAAAAGGUUGCACUGAUAUUGCAAAUACGGCAGCGUUGGUUUCUGCUUUUUUUAUAUGCCGGGACAUGGUUUCAUUGCAUAAGGAAUAAAUUAAAAAAGGUUAAAUCAUAUAUUCAUCUGUUCAUGUCAUCUGUUUUAAAAUAAAUACAU